Molecule: messenger RNA, 2877 nt
Organism: Argiope bruennichi
Lineage: Eukaryota; Metazoa; Arthropoda; Arachnida; Araneae; Araneidae
Exons: 3
Coding region: 101-2725 (874 amino acids)
Molecular function (GO): protein dimerization activity
Source: RefSeq, a predicted model, not a curated record
UUUAUUGUUUUGAUUGCUUCCCAACGUUUGAAACAGCUUAUUCUGAAAAAUGUUAAAAAUAUUUGAAGACAGGAUUUAAACUUAAGUUAGAUUUUUCACAAUGGAAACUACUGGAUCUACAUCUUUGGUUUGUAGUUCCGAUGUUGCAGCAUUUGUCGAUGCCUUGGAAACGAUUAACUACAAUGAAUCCGAAUGCUAUGAUACUGGUGAAAAUGUUGUUAUUUGUGUGUCUGAACCUGACAUGAACAUUACAAAAGAAAAUGAACUAUCUGUAACUGAUAUUGAAGAUGCCUGUGCUGAAACUGGUAGCAAUUAUUUCAAUCCUGACACAAGAAAACUGAAAGCUGUCAUGCAACAACUUGUUUCGCAGAAGAAAGCAGUCAUUGUUAAAAAAUCUCUCACUAACACCAAAGGCACAAAACAGUUUAAGAGUGAUGUUUGGAAUUGGUUUGGUGAUGUGAGACUUUUUAUAUCUGAGAGUGAUGCUGAGAGGUUGAAGAUACCUUAUUACAUGCGCCUCUGUGGAGAUGAACAGGCCAUGAUUUGCAAAGUUUUUGUGGGUUGCUUUCGUUGUUCAGCAUUGUUCAUGUAUGAUGCUCAAAAGCAUUCAACUUCAACUCUUCGAUAUCAUGUCAGAGCUUGUAAUAGACCUAAAGAAUGUAUUUUUGUAUCUGAAGAUAGAAUGGAUGAUGAAUCUUCUGAAGUUCCUGAAAGUGAAAGACAACAAGGUCCUUCUGCUGGUUCAGUACCAAAAGCCAAAAGAUUUAGAACAGAUCCUCGUAAACAGAAAGAAGUGAUUGAGCAACUUUUCCAAAAACAAAAGGCUGUCGUCACUCGUAAGUCGUUUAUGAAUAUGAAGGGCAACAGGCGGUUUAAAAGUGAUGUAUGGAACUGGUUUGGUGACAUAAAAUUGCUUAUCAGUCGAAGUGAAGCUAAACAACUUAAAAUCCCUUACUAUAUCAGGAGAUGUGGAGAUGAACAGUUAGUACUUUCUAAAGUAUUUGUGGGAUGUUUCAAAUGCAUGGCUUUAUUUAUUCAUGAUUCUCAAAAGUCUACAUCAACUCUUCGAUAUCACAUCCGUACAUGCUCACGCCCUAAAGAAAGAAAAAAACGAACUACACCCAAUAUUAUAUUUUUCCCAAAUAAAACAAGUCCCAAAGAACCAGAAGCAUUCAAUGAUGCUGAUGCCAUUCCGGCCCAUGAAAAAUUGUUAAAUUUUGCUUUAAGUUCUGAAAGUUCCCUGGAAGUUAUUAAAGAUCCAGAAUUUCACAAAAUUUUACAGAUGUGCAUUACAGUUGGUGCUAUUUAUGGUGAUGUAAAUAUUGAUAGCCUUUUGUGUGCAACACCUACUUUAACAAGCUUCAUUUUAAAUGAUUUAUAUGUUACUACAGUGAAUGCCUUUUACACUGAAUUUCAACAUUCCUAUGGAGCCACAUAUAAGUUAAAUAUCUGGAUUGAUGAACAGAUGAAAUCUCCUUUUAUAAGUGUUUACUGCAAUUAUACUAAUACUAAUGGCCAAUUGAAAUCUGUAAUUAUUCAUACGGAUGAUUUUGAUUAUGAAUCCAAAACUGCAGACAAUGUAAGAGAGUGGUUUGCCCAUUUCCUGGCUGAUCAACCAGUCAUACCAUUUAAGCGUCUCAUUGCUAUAGACCAUGAAUCAAAUCUUGUUGCUACAUUUAAGGAUGAGCCUUGUAUCAAAUGUUCAGUUCAGCCCUUAACAAACAUUUUGCAAACGGUGGCAAGUAAAGGUGCUACCAAUACCAACAGCGAGUUGCCAGAUUUUACAAACUUACUCAGCAAUUGUGUAGAUCUUGUUGAUUAUUUUGAACGGAUUUCUGAUCAGUUCCAACUUCCAGAAGAGCUUACAAAAUGUACUGAUGAUAAAUGGACUUCUAUCUUGGCUUUAUUUCGCUCAAUAGAUAAUCAGUAUGAAAACAUACUGAAUGCUCUUAAUGCUACUAAUGCUACACAUUUGUUGUCUGUGGAAAAAUCGACCAUUAGUUCUGUGGUAGAAUUUUUCAAAUUAUUUGAAGAUGCCAUUAUUCAACUGUCAAGUUCCACAGAAUCUACCUUGAACCUUGUGAUUCCUUGGGUUGCUAAACUUCAAAAGCAUUGUACUGUUGAUACAGAUGAUACUGCUGCCUUGAAACAAUUUAAAACUAAUAUUGGAAUUGAAGUCAAUGACCGCCUUGUCAAAAGUAUUAAUGUUUAUCACCGGAUGGCCACAUUCUUAGAUCCCAGAUUUAAGAAGAUGGUAUUUGGGUCUCCUACUGAGCAUCGUGAUGCUUGUAACAAAGUAAAAUGCCUUGUUAAAGAAUGCAUGGAAUCUCCCAACAUGGAAGAUUUAGUUGACAGUCGGAAAACUCAUGGAGAAACCAGUGAUCGUUUCUCUGAUUUGUACUCUAUAAAUAGUUUUGACACCAGUAAGUGUGAAAAGGCUGCAAUGGAAGAAGUUGACAAGUAUUUAGCUGAGCCAUUUCAUAUUGUCAGUCAUGAUCUAUCUCAAUAUAAUAGCUAUCCAGUUUUGAAAUACUGGAAGGAUCAUUCAGAAAUGUACCCAAAUCUAUGUAGAAUAGCAUAUUGGCUUCUUUCUUGUCCUGCUAGCUCUAUUCAAGAAAAUGAAACUUUUUGGAGUAAUAACUGGCUAGUCAAUUGCCCACGAUUUCCUAUACCACCUGAUAAUGUCAAUAAAGUAUUGUUUGUGAAGACAUUUCAAGGCUUGUAAAAGGAUUGGGGAUACUUUGAAGAAGAAAAUAUUAUUCUUAGGCAUAUUAGUGUACAAAACAUUAAUUUUGAAUGCAUCUAGUAUGAUGUAUAAAAAAUUUUGAGGAGCAGUGUUAAUUAUUGACUUGUAAAAUAAAUUGUUAUUUAAGAAAA